Molecule: messenger RNA, 2247 nt
Organism: Acanthosepion pharaonis
Lineage: Eukaryota; Metazoa; Mollusca; Cephalopoda; Sepiida; Sepiidae
Source: the annotation of a GenBank genome assembly
AUGGUUGCUUCUCAGAAAGGUUUGUUAUUGUUAGGAAUAACUUCCUCCUUAGGAGUUGAGAAUGGGUCUCUCACUUUCUGCCCCCCUCUUACUCUCGCUCUCUCACUUUCUGCCCCCCUCUUACUCUCAUCUCUCCCUUUCUGCCCCCCUCUUACUCUCGCUCUCUCAUUUUCUGCCCCCCCUCUUAAACUUAAAAUCUCUCUUUCUGUCCCUCCUUCUCCUCUCUCUCUAAUAUUUUCUGUCCCUCCUUUUCUCUCUCUGUCUCCCUCCUUCUUUCUCUCUCUCUCUCUCUCCGUCCAUCCUUCUCUUUCUCUCUCUCCGUCCAUCCUUCUCAUUCUCUCUCUCCGUCCAUCCUUCUCACUCUCUCACUUUCUGUCCAUCCUUCUCUCUCUCUCUCUCUCUCACUUUCCGUCCAUCCUUCUCUCUCUCUCUCUCUCUCUCUUUUCCCCAUCCUUCUCUCUCUCUCACUUUUCAAAUCCAUCCUUCUCUCUCUCUCACUUUCCGUCCAUCCUUCUCUCUCUCUCACUUUCCGUCCAUCCUUCUCUCUCUCUCUCACUUUCCCUCUCAUCCUUCUCUCUCUCUCUCUCUCACUUUCCGUCCAUCCUUCUCUCUCUCUCUCACUUUCUGUCCAUCCUUCUCUCUCUCUCUCACUUUCCGUCCAUCCUUCUCUCUCUCUCUCUCUCACUUUCCGUCCAUCCUUCUCAUUCUCUCUCUCCGUCCAUCCUUCUCAUUGUCUCUCUCCAUCCAUCCUUCUCACUCUCUCUCUCUCCGUCCAUUCUUCUCACUCUCUCUCUCUCCGUCCAUUCUUCUCACUCUCUCUCUCUCUCCGUCCAUCCUUCUCACUCUCUCUCUCUCCGUCCAUCCUUCUCCUCUCUCUCUCUCUCCCAUUCUUCUCCUCUCUCUCUCUCUCCGUCCAUCCUUCUCACUCUCUCUCUCUCCGUCCAUCCUUCUCACUCUCUCUCUCUCUCCGUCCAUCCUUCUCACUCUCUCUUUCCGUCCAUCCUUCUCUCUCUCUCUCUCUCCCUUUUCCGUCCAUCCUUCUCUCUCUCUCUCUCUCACUUUCCCCCAUCCUUCUCUCUCUCUCUCUCUCACUUUCCGUCCAUCCUUCUCUCUCUCUCUCUCUCACUUUCCGUCCAUCCUUCUCUCUCUCUCUCUCACUUUCCGUCCAUCCUUCUCUCUCUCUCUCUCACUUUCCGUCCAUCCUUCUCUCUCUCUCUCUCUCUUUCAUCCAUCCUUCUCUCUCUCUCUCUCCAUCUCUCUUUCCUCUCACUUUCCGUCCCCUUCUCUCUCUCUCUCUCUCUUUCCGUCCAUCCUUCUCUCUCUCUCUCUCUUUCCAUCCAUCCUUCUCUCUCUCUCUCUCUCUCUCUUUUCCGUCCAUCCUUCUCUCUCUCUCUCUCUCUCUCCUUUCCGUCCAUCCUUCUCUCUCUCUCUCUCUCUCACUUUCCGUCCAUCCUUCUCUCUCUCUCUCUCUCUCUUUCCCUCCCAUCCUUCUCUCUCUCUCUCUCUCCGUCUUUCUCCAUCCUUCUCUCUCCUCUCACUCUCCUCUCUCACUUUCCAUCCAUCCUUCUCACUCUCUCUUUCCGUCCAUCCUUCUCUCUCUCUCUCUCUCUUUCCGUCCAUCCUUCUCUCUCUCUCUCUCCUAUAUUCCGUCCAUCCUUCUCUCUCUCUCACUUUCCAAUCCAUCCUUCUCUCUCUCUCCAUCCUUCUCCUCUCUCUCUCUCUCAUUUUCCGUCCAUCCUUCUCCUCUCUCUCAUUUUCCGUCCAUCCUUCUCACUCUCUCUAUCUCUCACUUUCCGUCCAUCCUUCUCUCUCUCUCUCUCCGUCCAUCCUUCUCUCUCUCUCUCUCUCUCUCUCUCUCUCUCUUUUCCGUCCAUCCUUCUUUCUCUCUCUCCGUCCAUCCUUCUCUCUCUCUCUCUCCGUCCAUCCUUCUCUCUCUCUCUCUCCGUCCAUCCUUCUCACUCUCUCUUUCACUCUCUCUCCUACCCUCUUUCAUUCACUUUCCUCUUUCUCUCUCUUUCAUUCACUUUUUCUCAUCAUAAUUUCAAAAUUAAUAUAGAUAAGAAACACCGAACUUCAGUGUUUGCCUUUAUAGUAACAGAACUCUUAGAAGAAUGGGAAGAAAAAAGGAAUUUAGGUCGUAAACGUGAAUGGUUCAGCUUAAGUGAAGCGAAGGAGAAAUUGCAACACCAGCCGCUUCAAGUGAGCUAUCUGGAACUGCUUGAGAAGAAAGAAGGCAAGGUGUCAUGA